Chelonus insularis is the source of this 2183-nucleotide messenger RNA. Its product is annotated as protein asteroid-like. Bases 117 to 2183 code for a protein of 688 amino acids. Lineage: Eukaryota; Metazoa; Arthropoda; Insecta; Hymenoptera; Braconidae. The transcript has a single exon. The record is from RefSeq and is a predicted model, not a curated record.
UACAUGUGUACAUGUAAAAAGUAAAACAUAACGUAUCGUUCAAUUAUAUUGAUAGAAUAUUUCUUAUAUUUCUAUUACCAGUGUGAUCAAAACAAAUAUUAAAAUUAUUACAAAAAAUGGGUGUUCGUGGUUUAUAUUCUUAUGUCAUCAAAACAUCUGAAGGAUCAUUUGAGCCGUUUACAUUAAAAAAUACUAAAAUAAUUAUUGAUGGUCGGAGUUUAUCAUACCGUUUAUUUGAUUUGUCUCAACAAAACAGAACAACGAAAUACAUUAUUGGUAGUGAUUACGAAGCUUUUUCAAGAUUCGUAACAGAUUUUUUCAAAAAGUUAAUGUUUCAUAAAGUUAAUUUUCUACUUGUCAUGAAUGGUUGUUUUAGACCUGGAAAUCGAGAAAAAAUUGAACAAAAACAUACAAAGUGUCUAUCAUCCAAUGUUGAUCCAUUUCUUUAUGAUAGAAAAGAAGGUAUUCAUUAUGCUGCAUUCAAGGACGAUGUAUUUAUGAGUGUUAUAAAAAAGUUGAGAAUCAAAUUUGUAAAAUGCACUUUCGAUUCCGAUGAAGUUAUUGCAGUCACUUCAAAAAUAUUGGGUUAUCCAGUUCUAACUGCAAAUUCGGAUUACUUUUUCUACGGAAAUGACUGCAUACUGUUCAAUACAAUCGAAUUAAAUAAAAACACUCUACAAUUAACGAAUAAAAUGGCAUGUAAAAUAUAUCGUUCUGAUAAAUUUAUUAAGAGUUUUCCUGGACUCGACAUCUCGUGUCUGUCACUUUUAUCAGUGUUAAUGGAUCAAAAUUAUUUCAAUGAUGAAUUAUUGAAGGAAAUUCUCAAGUUUCAAUCAUCAGCUAACGUAAUGAUUGAAAAUUAUAAUAAAAUUCGAGCAGCAUUAUACUGGUUGAGUAAUCAUACUCUUGAAUCAGCAUCCUCAAAAAUUUGUUCAUUAUUAACUCCAGUAGAAAAAUCUCCAAAGCCAAUAAAAAAAUUUAUUGAAGCUCAUAUUAAUAGGUUUACAACAUUUUCUAAAUUAACAUUAGAGUUUUUAGUAACAGAACCAUUAUUAGAGAUUACUGAAGAAAAAAUUUCUUCAGUAAAAGACAAAUUUUUUAAAUUUACAAUGGACGAUAAGAAGAAAUCUCCAAGUGAAAAACUACAUGACAAUCUAGUAGAACGAGAUGAUGAUAUAAUAAAAAAAAAGGUUCUCAGUUUAACUCCAGAUUGGUUACUACGUUGUCAUAUGAAAGGACAUAUUCAUUCUUUCAUCUUUAGCAUGAUUGGACUACGAACAUUUAUUCCAUGGGAUCAUUUAGAAGAUUUGAAUUAUCCAUGUGCAUAUGAAAUGAGCAUCUCUUUGAUUGAAUUAAUCGACAGACUUUUGUUAAGUUGCAUGAAAAAUUAUUCAUUACAACCUUUAAAUUUAAUGGCUAGAACAAAUCGUGAUAUUUAUUACAAGACAAUAAAAAUUGAUAGCUACCCUAAAAGUUUAGGAGCUCUAAGAAAAUCAGACGUCAAAAACAGAUUGAAGAUUAUUAACAACGUUUUGAGAAUAGCAGAUUCAGAAAAUUUUCAAGACUUACCGGAGAACUGGCGUCUCUAUGUAGCAACGGCAGUCUUUUGGUUCAAGCAAGAUGUGGCACCUAAAAAAAAUAAAAAUCACAUGAAAGCUCUUCUUCUGGCAAUGUUUUUUGUUGUAGUUAAGAACAUUAUUCAUUUAAAAAAAUCCAAAUGUUUCAAUGAACAAUAUAACGAAACGAUAAAAAAAAUUAUGUCCACAAGUAUCUCUCAUCAUAAUCAAAAGGAUGAAAUUACUACGAUUCAAGCAAUUGAAAAUAUCUGUAAUAAUGAUGCUUUAAUAGCAGCAAACUAUAUGAUGCCUUUGGUUGAAAAUCAAACUAAGAUACUUAAUCAACCUCCUUCCUUUCAUUUAUCAACAGAAACUAUUCAUAUUUAUUCGCAAUUUGAAAUUUGUUUAAAAUUUUCUAAAACUUUAAAUUCUUUAUUAAAUAUGCCUUAUUAUCAAAUUAAAGUUGAACAAAUGUUGAUGAGACCACUGAUUUAUAAUUUGUAUUUAGAUAUUUCUCAACAUUCUAAUGUAGAUAAAUACAUUGCUGAUAAAUUUAAUCAUGCACCGACUGUUUUGAAAUGUUUCAAAUUAUUGUCAAAAAAAGUUGAUUCAUUGUUGAAUGAGUGA